This is a messenger RNA of Pristis pectinata (smalltooth sawfish), 4811 nucleotides long. RefSeq names its product cadherin-20-like. Gene Ontology annotation, molecular function: cadherin binding; calcium ion binding. The transcript has 14 exons. The record is from RefSeq and is a predicted model, not a curated record. The coding region runs from base 817 to 3171 and encodes 784 amino acids. NCBI's taxonomy places the organism in Eukaryota, Metazoa, Chordata, Chondrichthyes, Rhinopristiformes, Pristidae. Gene Ontology annotation, cellular component: plasma membrane; adherens junction; catenin complex. Gene Ontology annotation, biological process: calcium-dependent cell-cell adhesion; homophilic cell-cell adhesion; adherens junction organization.
AGACAUGGUGCAAAUCUUGGCACCAAUUGGCUAAUUCAAUUUAGUUCCACUGCAUUCGCCCUGUCGGAAUAUUCAUGAGGUGGAGAGUGAGUACCACUGGUACUGAGGGAGAAGAGUGCAAUAAGGAGGGAACGGGAAGGCUGCAAGACUUUAGGCAAGCAAAAGCGAUGUAGAAAAAGUUUAUCAUCUGCAUUUUUCAGGCAUCGCUCGCCGAAAAACAUUGCAUUUUCUCGGAAGAGCUUUCGAUGCAACUUUUCUAAAGAGUCCUUGUUUAGUGAGCUGCAGGGGGCAAUGAGGCCGGAGCAGGUUUUGAGGUGUGAAAAUUGACGGGAGUUAAACAGGACUGUCGAGAUGUGGUGCUGUCGGCAUUUUCUACUCUCCAUAAUCAUUCUUGAACUGAUUGGCUUGGAAGGCAGUUUCAGCUUGUGAAUUGCAGAAGAAAAAUUGCCAGAGCAUAAAAUUGAAGUACUUCCUUCCCCCGUAGAAGAACUGGAAAGAAAGAUAGACAAACAAAAUAAGCAGACUUUCUGACGAAUGCAGAACACAAGCUACCAAGGUGUUAUCCUUACAGUGAAGGUCUAGAACUGAUGAAGAUUUUCAGGAUUCAUUGGAUGAAAGACUUUAUAUUUUCCUGGCAAUCAAGUGAAAAACUCUUCUCUGAUGAAAAUCACCUCAACUCAACACUCAAUAAAGAUAUUAUUUAACCAAAGACUGGUACACCUAGUUUCCAAAAACAGUUUGCAAAGUCUGAGCCCCUUCCCUUUUAAUCUUCACCCACUUUUCUUGUAACGAUUGGCUGUGGUAAUUUACAAUAUAAUGGGUAAUAAGUAUUUACAGGGAUCAUGCCUAUUUCUGUGUCUAGUUGAUUUAGUGCAAGUACUGAAUGUUCAGCCAGCAACCACAGUGGAGAACAGCCAACAUGAUAAGAUGCUGCAUCAUCGUGUGAAGAGAGGUUGGGUAUGGAACCAGUUUUUUGUGUUGGAAGAAUACACUGGAACAGAACCACUAUACGUUGGCAAGCUUCAUUCAGACAUGGACAAAGGAGAAGGGUCUGUCAGAUACAUCCUCUCUGGCGAUGGAGCAGGUACUGUCUUCACGAUUGAUGACAACACUGGAGACAUUCAUGCAGUGCAGAGAUUGGAUAGGGAAGAGAAAUCUCACUAUACUCUGCGUGCGCAAGCAUUGGACAGAUGGACUGGUAGACCAAUGGAACCAGAGUCUGAAUUCAUCAUCAAGAUCCAGGAUAUCAAUGACAAUGAACCAAAAUUUCUCGAUGGACCUUAUGUAGCCAGCGUUCCUGAAAUGUCCCCAAUAGGUACAUCAGUAAUACAACUUACAGCUAGCGAUGCUGAUGAUCCCACAUAUGGAAACAGUGCACGAGUGGUUUACAGCAUCCUUCAGGGACAACCAUACUUCUCAGUGGAAGCAAGGACAGGCAUCAUCAGGACAGCUUUACCAUACAUGGACAGGGAGGUAAAAGAUGGAUACCUAGUGGUUGUACAAGCCAAGGACAUGGGUGGACAAAUGGGGGGAUUAUCAGGGACAACGACUGUAAACAUCACCCUGACAGAUGUCAAUGACAAUCCUCCUAGAUUCCCUCAAAAGCUAUACCAGAUGAGCGUGAUGGAGUCAGCGGUGGUUGGCUCAGUGGUGGGAAGAAUUCUAGCUAAGGACGCAGAUGAGGGGUUAAAUGCAGAAUUGAGCUACAGCUUCAUCGAUGGUGAUGGGAUGAACGUAUUUGAGAUCAUCACAGAUGAAAGUAACCAAGUUGGGAUCGUCACCUUAAAGAAGCCAUUAGAUUUUGAAACCAAGGACAGCUAUGCAUUGACUGUGGAGGGCACCAACACCCACCUGGACCUUCGCUUUCUAAACUUUGGUCCAUUCCGAGAUACAGCCAGGGUGCGUCUGACAGUCGAGGAUGUGGAUGAGCCUCCACAGUUUGAUUCUCCCUACUACAUGGUGGAGGUGUACGAAGAUGUCACUAUCGGAACCACUAUCCAAAUAGUUUCAGCAAAAGACCCAGAUGCAGCCAACAACUCAAUCAGGUAUUCAAUCGAGCGAUCCACCGACCCCACUAGAUCCUUCUACAUUGAUAUCGCUUCAGGAGCUCUAAUGACUGCAAAAUCACUGGACCGAGAACAUCUUUCUUGGCACAACAUCACAAUCCUCGCAAUGGAAAUGAAGAAUCCCACACAAAUUGGGAGUGUUUCAGUCACAAUUAAAGUUCUCGACAUCAAUGACAAUCCACCAGAGUUUGUGAGGGAUCAUGAAGCAUACAUCUGUGAAAAUGCUAAACCUGGUCAGCUGAUUCAAGUGGUCAGUGCAGUGGAUCCAGAUAACCCUCAAGGGGGUCAUCACUUCUACUACAGCCUGGCUCCUGAGGCAGCUAACAACCCGAACUUCACCGUGCGUGACAAUCAAGAUAACACUGCUUGGAUCCUGACCAGAAGAGGAGGGUUCAACCACCAGGAACAGGGCACCUACUACCUGCCCAUUCUCAUUGCAGAUGAUGGGCUUCCAAUGCAGAGUAGCACCAGCACCCUGACAAUUCGAAUCUGCGGCUGCGAUACAGACGGAAAUGUUAGGUCCUGUAAUGUUGAAGCCUACAGUCUUCCCAUCAGCCUGAGCAGAGGGGCACUUAUUGCAAUUCUCGGUUGUAUCUUCAUCCUUUUGGUAUUGAUAUUGUUUAUCUUAACAAUGAGAAAGCACAAGAAACAAUCCCUUAUUGUUGACGAUGAGGAAAACGUCCACGAAAAUAUCGUGCGAUACGACGAUGAAGGCGGAGGAGAAGAGGACACAGAGGCCUUCGACAUUGCUGCCUUGUGGAAUCCCAGGGAAGUUCACUUGACAAAGUCCAGGAGAGACAUGCUGCCAGAAAUUGAAAGCCUGUCCAGGUACGUGUCGCAGAGCAGAGCAAGCAAUGACAAUGUAAACAACUACAUUCUGACAAAGUUGCAUGAUGCCAACACGGACCCCUGUGCUCCCCCCUUCGACUCCUUGCAGACUUAUGCAUUUGAGGGGAGCGGCUCUGUGGCAGAAUCACUGAGCUCCUUCGAGUCAACCACAACAGACUCGGACAUCAAUUAUGAUUAUCUCACUGAGUGGGGACCUCGGUUCAAGAAACUGGCAGACAUGUACAGAGGCUCCGAGAGUGCUGAAGACUCAUUGUAGCCAGCGGAUGGGAGCUUCUUGAUCUACAGCAACCUCUGUUCAGCAUGGAACUCUGUCCAUUUUGGUCAAAAAGCCCAUAGUCAAGAUGAAGCAUCUUUGACUUUCAACUGGGUUUAAGCAAACCACGUAAAAGAUACUGAAACUGCAGUCUUGGCAGUGCAGACAUGCAGAACACAUGACAGAAAGGACAGGAAAUAACCUGAAUCGUUAAAGUCAUUAUUUGCCUGUAGGGAAGGACAGAAAAUAAAACACAUUAAGGUAUCUCAGCCUCUGAGAAAAAAAAGUGAUUAUGUCUUGCCUCUGUAACACUGAAAUCUAUUCUAACACUGAGCAACGAGAGCUCACACACCACCCCUCCCCCCACCUCAUUUGCUGAUGCAUCUUAAAUCAGAAUGAGACUGACCUAUAUUUGAGACUUGCUUAUUCAUUUUCAAAACUCACUGUAAAUAUCUGGGCAGGAACGUUGCUUAUUAAUCAGGCCGCUGCUGCAGUCACACUGUAAGCAGGCUUAUUUUUAAUUUGGUAGUUCAUGCAAUGGCAUACUGUUACCCCAGUGGAUUGUUGAGCUAUGAAGAGCUCUGCCUUUCUGGUUUAAUUACAUGUCAACAAAAAAGCAGUGCCCUUAUAUGUGAAAGAAUCAUACAAGCUGAUGAGAUAGCUGUGCAUAUGCCUGUCUGAAAAUCCAGCAAGAUUCAAGCUCUCCAUAUGAAUACACAAAGGAGGUUCAUCGCUUCAGCAAGAGGGCCCCUCCCCCCCCCAUCCAACAUCCAUACGAUGGCAAAUCAGAAUCUGAAAGUGAAGCAAAUCUGGAUCCUUUCCUUCUUUAAAACUUGCUUUCCAUUCAUAGUCAAACCCUCACAGUUCGCAUUGUUCAGCAGCAAGUCAGAGAAAUGGAAUGGAAGAGUGGCUUUGUAGGUGGAGAAGCGUAAGCCUCAGAGAUGUCUGUGAAACAGCUGCUUACUGAUGUACUGAAUUCAAGACACUAAGACCUUGGCUGAAUCAAACGGUAGAAAGCAGUGGGGAUCAAACAAAUCUACAUUUUAAAAUGUAACAGAAUAGAUUUAUCUAAACAUAGGAUGCAAAAAUAAUGACAUUUAAGUCAGUGUGAAAAAUGUAAACCUCAUUAUUUCCCUGGCUGUGCAUGCAGUUAAAAGUAUACUGGAAUCAGAUAAUUGUAAAUAGAUGAGCAAAGCUUCAAUGAAUUAUUGAUUCCACUGUCCUGGAUACAGGAGAUGUGUCCAAUGACGACCAAUGCCUUUGAAAAUGGCUACUAAUCUGUUCAAUAUGACUGGACCAGGUCACAUUUUGAAAACAAAUCGUUUUAGUCUGGAUUUACAGUGCACAUUGGAGUCGAGAUGUUUGGUAGUCAGGGACUGCUGCCUUUGGUUUUGUGAACUUGCUGCGCAGAGACAGAACUUUCUCCUCACCGUGUUUUAUCUGUAUGGUGACCAUUGAACUUGUAAAAGGUACUCUGAUUUAAAGGAAGAAAUGGUGAAGAUGUGCAUCUUUAACAACAAAAACUGUAUUUUCUUGUUUAUGGAAAUUUUUUGUACAUUUGUUAAUUUCUUAAAAAAAAUGAAUAUUGAUGUGCUGCUUGUCAGGACGUUAGCAGUUGUUUUAAUAAAAGUAAGUAAAUCAUC